Messenger RNA from Anguilla rostrata (American eel), 2989 nucleotides. RefSeq names its product alpha-1,6-mannosylglycoprotein 6-beta-N-acetylglucosaminyltransferase B (gene mgat5b). Gene Ontology annotation, molecular function: alpha-1,6-mannosylglycoprotein 6-beta-N-acetylglucosaminyltransferase activity. Gene Ontology annotation, cellular component: Golgi apparatus. The record is from RefSeq and is a predicted model, not a curated record. NCBI's taxonomy places the organism in Eukaryota, Metazoa, Chordata, Actinopteri, Anguilliformes, Anguillidae. The transcript is spliced from 18 exons. Gene Ontology annotation, biological process: protein N-linked glycosylation. The coding region runs from base 628 to 2931 and encodes 767 amino acids.
AGAAACCAAAGCGCAUAUAUUUUAGUGAAGAGGUUGAAGCGUUCUCUACCAGCUCCGGGUUGGAAAACUGGACAUCUACCUGCUCCUUUCAUGCUAGGGAACACACGCUUUUGCAAGCAUUCUGGCGCCGAGCUAGAAUUUGGAGAAGUGGAGACGAAGGAGGAAAAAUGAAUGACGGAGUGACCGUUUAAUUUCGAUUUUACACUUUCUGCUAUUGUUCAUUGGUAUUUUUUCCCCCCAUAUCUUGCAUAAGCACGUUGGUUUGGCUCGAAUGAAUUACGAGAAUCACUUGUGUUCACCAGAGUUGAUGUGCAAAGCGACGGGACACAGCAAGAGUAUCACGGAUGUCUCUGAGCAGGGAUAAACGUCAAGCCUUAACUAACCUCAUGAAGUGAUUGAACGUUAACCUGAACGACUGAGAAGGAUUUAUGGCAAGAUACAACUUAUGGAUUUGAUUUCUUCUGCGGUUUUUAACCCGUACGUCGGGGUAUUGUUCAAUGCGCUGGCAAUUGUUACAAAACGCUGAAACAAUCAGGAGCGUUAUGCUGCUUUUUAGUACCUCGGCGCACAGGAGGGUCUGAUUUCCAUGAUGUCGGGGGUCUACGGUUUGAUUGCUCGUUCUGGAAAAUGAUUACUGUGAACACAGACGGUAAAAUAAUGGUGAGGAGAUGCCUUGUGACGUUCAAACCGUUCAGGAUUUUCGUGGUGGGGGUCGGCUUCUUCAGCCUGUGCUUUCUAAUGACGUCCCUGGGGGGCCAGUUCUCGGCCAAGCGACUGGGGGACUCUCCCUUCACCAUCAGAACGGAAGUGCUGGGGGGACUGGAAUCCCGUGGGGUCCUGCGCAAAAUCAGCGACAUGCUGGAGGUCAUCCUGAAGAGGAUCGACGCCCUGGCCAAGCUGGGCAACGCCAGCGACUCCCGCAGGCUGGAGGAGCUCAGCUCCGCCAUCAACAGGUUUCAGCCAGCAGGGCUGGUGGAGAGGAUCCAGGCCAUUGCCCAGAACGUGUCCAACAUGGCGGUGCGCGUGGAGCAGAUCCUGCAGCACAGUAUGGCGGCAGGCAGAGUGAUUAGAGAUGGUUCGGCGGGUCAGUGUGAGGUUCCCAAGGACCCCCAAUAUCCGGACUGCGCCAGCAAAGUGGAUUGGAUGCGGGCCCGCUGGACCUCCGACCCGUGUUAUGCCUUCUAUGGUGUGGAUGGCUCGGACUGCUCGUUCCUCAUCUACCUGAGUGAGGUGGAGUGGUUCUGCCCCCCUCUGGUCUGGAGGAACCACACCAAACCCCCGACCCAGAAGACCUUCAGCAAGAGACAGGCGGCCUUCCGCGCGGACGUGGGCUCGCUCCUGGAGCAGGUGGGGACGGGCAAGGAGUCGCUCAGCUUCAUGAAGAGACGCAUCCGGCGGCUGGCCUCGCAGUGGGGCACGGCCGCCCGGCGGCUCGACCGCAAGCUGCUCGGACGCUGGAGGGAGCAGAAGAAGGUCUUGGUCCACGUGGGCUUCCUGACGGAGGAGUCCGGGGACGUGUUCAGCCCCAAGGUGCUGAAGGGGGGGCCGCUGGGGGAGAUGGUGCAGUGGGCCGACAUCCUGACCGCCCUGUACGUCCUGGGACACAACCUCAAGAUCUCCUUCUCUGUGAAGGAACUGCAGGGGUUUCUUGGCGUUCCCCCAGGAAGAGGAAGCUGCCCCCUGACAGGACCUUUGCCCUUUGACCUCAUCUACACUGACUACCAUGGACUGCAGCAGAUGAAGCAGCACAUGGGCCUCUCUCUGAAGAAGCACAAGUGUCACAUCCGAGUCAUCGACACGUUUGGCACGGAGCCGGCCUAUAACCACGAGGAGUACGCCACGCUGCACGGCUACAGGACCAACUGGGGCUACUGGAACCUCAACUCGCGGCAGUACAUGACGAUGUUUCCUCACACACCAGACAACUCGUUCAUGGGCUUUGUUUCGGAGGAGCUGAACGAGACCGAGAAGCUGAGCAUCCAGAGGAACAAGGUGGACAACAUGGCCGUGGUGUACGGCAAGGAGGCCGGCAUGUGGAAGCUCCAGGGCAAGGAGCGCUUCUUGCAGAUCCUGCACCGGUACAUGGAGAUCCACGGCACGGUGUACUACGAGACGCAGCGCCCCCCGGAGGUGCCCGCCUUCGUCAAGAACCACGGCCUGUUGCCGCAGCAGGAACUCCAGCAGCUCCUGCGCAAGGCCAAGCUCUUCAUCGGAUUUGGCUUCCCCUACGAGGGCCCGGCACCUCUGGAGGCCAUAGCCAAUGGGUGUGUCUUCCUGCAGCCUAAGUUCCGCCCUCCCCACAGCUCGCUCAAUCACGAGUUCUUCAGGGGGAAGCCAACUUCCAGAGAGUGCGCGUCCGUGCGAGAGAUCAUGCGGACCCAGGUGGAGCCCUACCUGCCCUAUGAGUACACCUGUGAGGGGAUGCUGGAGAGAGUGCACGCCUACAUUCAGCACCAGGACUUCUGCGUCCCCGAAACUCCCGCGUUUCCGGCGGCCAACGGCUCCAGGCCGUGGCCUGGGGGCCCGUCCGGCCCCUUCGUCAUCCUGCCCAACUCCACCGGGCUGGGCUGGGCCCCCAACGCCAGCGCUCCCCCCUGCUGGCCCCCGCUGAGCGCCCUGCAGCUGCUGGUGUCGGAGGAGGGCCAGUCCUGCGUGGAGGCGUGCCGACGAGGGGGACUGGUGUGCGAGCCCGCCUUCUUCCGCUUCAUCAACAACAAGGAGGCCCUCAGCCGGCUGGAGGUGCAGUGCGAAGGCCUGGAGGCGGAGCUGAACCACGUCUUCCCCGCCUUCUCCGCGCCGCAGCGGGAGUGCGGCCUGCAGAAGGAGCCGCUGCUCUUCAGCUGCGCGGGCGCCAGCGCCAAGUACCGCCGCCUCUGCCCCUGCAGGGACUUCCGCAAGGGCCAGGUGGCGCUGUGCCGGGACUGCCUAUGAUGAGGCCACCGCCCCGCCCCGCCCCGCCCAGCCCCCGCCCCCGAAAACCCUGACCCCG